This is a messenger RNA of Phycodurus eques (leafy seadragon), 1390 nucleotides long. RefSeq names its product vestigial-like family member 3 (gene vgll3). The transcript has 4 exons. Bases 7 to 1056 code for a protein of 349 amino acids. The record is from RefSeq and is a predicted model, not a curated record. Gene Ontology annotation, biological process: regulation of transcription by RNA polymerase II. Gene Ontology annotation, cellular component: nucleus. NCBI's taxonomy places the organism in Eukaryota, Metazoa, Chordata, Actinopteri, Syngnathiformes, Syngnathidae.
CUUGCUAUGAGCUGCCUGGAUGUGAUGUACCACCAAAACUAUGGAGCACACCUCCUCCCUGCAGAAGCGUACAAGUCAACAUACUACAACCACCAUUACCAGCAACAACAACAACAACAGAGGAGGCUGAAUGCUCACAGUAAGAUGCACAACUGUUCAGGCCAGCAACAAGGUGGAGGACGAGGAAUACUAUCCAGAGAUCAGGGUCUUUUUUCGGCUCCUAGAACCGAAUCUGGAUGUGUAUCAAUACAUGAUUUGGAGGUUAAAGAUGGAACUCAACCAGCAGGAGCAGAGUAUCUAAACUCUCGGUGUAUAUUGUUCACCUACUUCCAAGGGGACAUCAGUGAUGUGGUGGAUGAACAUUUCUCUCGGGCCCUCAGUCAGUCCAUUGGACAUAACAGGGAGACGAAGCCGUUCCGGAUGACUCAGACAUCUGCUUCUAGCUCUGCCGGAUCAUGGAAAGAUGGUGAGGCACUUUCAGAUGGUCAGAAAAGUCCAGCAUGGAGCAACACCUAUCCAUCCCAUCCUGCUACCUGCCUCCCAUCUGUCUCUGUGUCAGUCCAUCCAGAAUUCUCUCCAAGCCCCAUUUCCCUAAACCACGCUGAUGGAGGUCUGUGGGCUGGUCAUCAAUUGCUCUCCCAAGCCAGCCUCCAACCACUGGCUAGCCUCACAGACAGCUGGACCUACAGCCUGAACCCCCAAAGCCCAAGUGGCUACCCAAAUGUUCACGAUGUCUACCAUCCUCACCCCCAUGGCCACAUCCAUUCUCGCCAUCACCACCACCACCGACAAAUGUUUCAUUCAUAUCCAAGCCAUGGCUCAGCACUAGAGGCGAGGUUUAGUCCUCUUCUGCUGCCUGGUGUGAGGAGUCAGAGCCAGUCAGCAGCCAGUGCAGGGAGUUCCCCACACAGCGAGACUGCAAAGACAGAAAUGGACCCCAGUAGCCCAAUCAUGACUUCAUCAGUCCCUUGGAUCCCCUCACCACUCCAUGGAUCCUUGGAGCUGUAUGAUUCAGCUUAUGAGCAGACCAAAGCUAAGUCAUCAGUUUGGUUCUAACUGCUGACAUGCAUUAGAGAAAGACUCACCUACACUAAGUGGCACCAUCAAUUAUAACUGCUAAACCAGCACUGCAAUGUACAAUACAGACUCUUCUACUACUGCUCCUGCCUUGUCCACACAGUCUAGGAUGAAGAUUGACUCAGGCUUGAAGUUAACAGUUAUGCUUUGGUCGCAGGAUGUAGCCGAUGAGAGUGAAGCUUCUAUCCACAGACUAGCGGAAGGACGUUUCUUCAAUGUUUUAUUGGCAAAAACAGUGUCAUUUUUUGGGUUAAAGUGGUUCUGUUUCAAGAACUGUUUAUUUUAAUAGCAAAUAUGUACAGUUUUGCCUAAG